AUUUAUAAACCCCAGAGCGAGGUUCUGUGUGCCCGAGGCUGCUGCUGUGCAGAGACCUCCAGGUGAAGCCGCUGUCACCAUGUCUGAUCAGGAGGCAAAACCUUCAACCGAGGUUGGGGAUAAGAAGGAGGGAGAAUACAUUAAACUCAAAGUCAUUGGGCAGGAUAGCAGUGAGAUUCACUUCAAAGUGAAAAUAACACAUCUCAAGAAACUCAAAGAAUCAUACUGUCAAAGACAGGGAGUUCCAAUGAAUUCACUCAGGUUUCUCUUUGAAGGUCAGAGAAUUGCUGAUAAUCAUACUCCAAAAGAACUGGGAAUGGAGGAAGAAGAUAUGAUUGAAGUUUAUCAGGAAAAAACAGAGGGUCAUUCAGCAGUAUAGAUAUUCUUUUUAUUUUCUGUUUCUUUUGCCUCAAUCCUUUUUUAUUUUUAAAAAUAGUUCUUUUGUAAUGUGGUGUUCAAAAUGGAACUGAAUACUAGCACUCCCAUCUCUUUAAAACAUGUUAAUUUGAUUCUAGUGCUCAUUAUUGUCAUUUGUUUUCAUUGUGCUGAUUUUUGGUGAUCAAACCUCAGCUCCUUUCACAUUGCCCUCUCAUUUUAAAAAAUGACGUACAUGCACAGAGAGGCCACUUUUCAGGACUGCAAUUUUAGGUAACAUCGACCAAUUCGAGUGUUCACAAAGACUUUCCAAUUGGCCCUGAAGUUCUAGCAUGUGAUUGCUUCACUCCUGGACUAUGACUUUCAGUGGUAGAUGGAAGUUUUUCAUAAAACUGAACUGCGGGGGAAAUGACCUUUCCUUAACUUGAAGCUACUUUUUAAAGAUCUGAG
Dipodomys ordii (Ord's kangaroo rat) is the source of this 825-nucleotide messenger RNA. Its product is annotated as small ubiquitin-related modifier 1-like. Gene Ontology annotation, molecular function: ubiquitin-like protein ligase binding; protein tag activity. Lineage: Eukaryota; Metazoa; Chordata; Mammalia; Rodentia; Heteromyidae. Gene Ontology annotation, cellular component: PML body; nucleus. The record is from RefSeq and is a predicted model, not a curated record. Gene Ontology annotation, biological process: protein sumoylation.